UGUAACAACAAAAUUGCUAAUAUAGUUGUAGUUCUAUCAGUUUACUAUUCCAUGUUGUAAAAUUCAGAGACAGCUGACAGAGUCAAGUCCGAUUUUUUCAAUUGUUAACAAUUGUUAAUUGUAAGAAUUAUAACGUGUAGGCCUGUUUUUGUAAACCUUGGUUGUUUACACUCUACAAAGACUAGAAUUUUGAAAUAUGAAUUCUUCCAAGAUGGAAAGAUUUUUGCCGAAUGAGUGUUAUGUUUGUAAAUCCAGAGACAAAUUAAAAAUAUGUGAAUGCAACAUGAUUUCCUAUUGUUCUGAGGAUCAUCGAUUACAACAUUUGCCAGUUCAUGGAAGUUUUUGCAAAGUAAUUAAGGAAUUAUUAAAAGAAAAAAAAGUGCCACAUAUUCAUGAAGAGCUUCAAAUUUUAUGCGAAGACGCUUGGGUAACAAAAAGGUUGCAAAUAUUGAAUGAAAUAAAACAAAAAUUAGGAAGAUCUAUGAGUCCUUUAGAACAUUUAAUGUUUAAUCGUCCGCGAAUAUGUUUGGUUUGCCGUCAAACAAGACAAGAAGAUUUAAACAAUUGUCCCCAUUGUCCAGUGGCAAGCUUUUGUAAAAAGCAUCCUCGAAAUGAACUUCACAGUAUGAAUUGCAAAGUGAUCAAUCAAUAUUUAAAAAUUUUGAACACAGCCGAGGAAUUAAACAUUGACUUGGAAUUUCUCUCUUCUACUUUUCCAUGUAUUACAGUUAAGGGAAACGGAAUUUUGGGCAAACUUACACGGACAUUCCAUGUAAUUGACAUGGAGGAAAGUUGUUUAAAAUCGAGAUUAUUGAAAAUGGACCUUAUUAACUUUAAGGAUGCAGCUUCGAAAAUUAAUAGUGCUUUACAAAAAGUACACGAAACGAUUCCAGGAGAAUUGACAAUUCAUAUCGAUGCCCUUUCCUACGAACACGCCAUUACAAAAGAAAAUUAUUGGGAGUUUCUCUUGCAUCUCAAUCCGCAGAUAAAAAAGUUAAAAAUUGUCAUCACUCAAACUGAAAACCGGAACAAUUCUAAGUCUCUUUGCAAAAAGUGUCAUUCAAAGGGAAAAGAAUUAAUUGUUGAAUAUUUGUCAAAAUCUUACGAUGAUUAUAUGCUAGAUGAAAAUUAUCGGAAACCGGAUAUUUUGUUUUACAUGAAAAUCGUCGAUGAGUGUAAUUCUGAAAAACGAAAUAAGUGGAGUGAACUUAACUGUCCCGUCAUUUUGCGAUUUGACACAAAUUCGAUCUUUUGUCAAACAUUACAAUUUCUCUCGCUUUCAACAGCGAAGUUUGAAUUUAUUUACGAGGGACAAAUAAAAGCACCAUUCAGUACAUUAUCCUCUAUUGAAAAUAAAGACUAUUUUAUAAUUUUGCAAACAAAGGAGAACAAAGUUAACAAAGUUCUUGAAAAAUCUUUAGAUGCAGUAACAGGCGAAAUUACCGAGGACAAAAUCGCUACCAGCACGACUAAAAAUCUCUCAGAUGUUGAAGAUAUUGAUUUAGAAACUCUUAAAUGCGUCGAAAGUAAUUCAAAAGAUGAUUCAGAAUCAAAAGAUAACUCUGACAAUAACGAAAAUUCAAAAUUGAGAAUAAACGAAAAUCAAUCUGCUUCUACUUCUUACAUCGAUUCAAACAAGAUUAUAGUAAUUGAAAAGGAAAAUAUAGACACAAACGAAACCGAGGAGGAGAAAAAUUGUAAUAAGGAAAAAACGGAAACUAAAGAAUCGAAUAAGGAAGAGAAAUCCGAAGAUCGUGUAACUCAUUCACCAUCGUCAUCUGUACGUUCAUUUGUUAUUAUUUCGAGACCCGGAGAAAAGGAGGAAGAAAAAAAAGAAUUUCUCGAUCCAAUUGGAAAAGAGCGAAAAAAUGCGGAAGAGGACAAUAUGGAAAAGAAGAAUAUAGAAGAGCGCAAAGAGAAGGAAAAUGAUAAAAAAAUUCUCGUCAAUUCGGAGAGUUUCGAAAACAACAGAACAGUUCAUUUUUCCCAGUCCUAUGUAAUCGGACAUGGUUCGUAUCUUGAAAAUGAAAGCGAAGGUUUACGACAACAAUUAGAUUUGGCUUUAAAAGAAAUAACGAAACUACAGACAAAAUUUGAUCAGGUUUGUUAUGAAUUAAACAAAAAGGAAAAGGUAAUAAAGAAUUUAUUACGCGUUAUUGUCAACUUUGAAGACACUGAUUCAGUGUGUGAAGAGAACAAAAUUUAAAUCCUCUAUUUUCUUAUUUUUUAAAAAAAAUCUUUUAUUUUUGUUUUUGAAUUUGAAAUUCAAAUACUAAUUUCUUUUUUACUUCCUCUUUUACAUUUUUAAUGAUUCGUAAU
Leptopilina heterotoma is the source of this 2319-nucleotide messenger RNA. RefSeq lists its product as uncharacterized. The transcript has 2 exons. NCBI's taxonomy places the organism in Eukaryota, Metazoa, Arthropoda, Insecta, Hymenoptera, Figitidae. The record is from RefSeq and is a predicted model, not a curated record. The coding region runs from base 197 to 2206 and encodes 669 amino acids.